AUUUUAGCAAUUAGAUAUUUGUUGGCAAUAACUUGAGCCGUGGUGCACAAUGCGCCCUUAAGGCGCACAGAAGGGCCCCCCGUCCUUUCCAAAACGAGUGAGACCGUGCAGCUUUUCCACCAGAGACUUCGGGAAGCGGAGAAGAGCGAGUUCGGCUGAGUGAGUGACUCGUUGAGUUGGUGGAACAAGAAGAAGAUGGAGCGCGAGCCAACUCGGAUAAUGGUUGCAGUGAACGAGUCGACGAUCAAAGGAUAUCCAAACGCGUCGAUAAGCAGCAGAGGAGCAUUCGAGUGGACUCUCCAGAAGAUCGUUCGCUCCAAUACUUCUGGCUUCAAGCUGAUCUUCCUUCACGUCCAAGUCCCUGACGAAGACGGUUUUGAUGACACUGAUAGCAUUUAUGCCUCACCUGAUGAUUUUAAAAUCAUGGAGCGCAAGGACAGGGCAAGAGGGCUUCAUCUACUGGAGUACUUUGUCACUAGAUGUCAUGAAAUUGGGGUUUCAUGUGAGGCAUGGAUCAAGCAAGGUGAUCCAAAGGAAGUAAUCUGCCAUGAGGUGAAGCGAGUCCAGCCCGAUUUUCUGGUUGUGGGAAGCCGCGGUCUUGGCCCGUUCCAGAGGGUUUUUGUGGGAACUGUGAGCGAAUUUUGCGUGAAGCAUGCUGAAUGCCCGGUGCUCACAAUCAAACGCAGUGCAGAUGAGGCUCCUCAGGACCCUGUUGAUGACUGAUUGCCCUCUGAAAUGUUUUUGAUUUUGUUUCAUUCUGUUAAUAGGCUUGUGACACUAGCAUGGCUGCAUGAGCAUCUCUUGUUAAAUACUUGUAUGAGUUGUUUUUUCCAAAAUAGUCAUAUGGAGAAGCUUUGUUCUUUGUGAU
Molecule: messenger RNA, 868 nt
Organism: Juglans regia (Persian walnut)
Lineage: Eukaryota; Viridiplantae; Streptophyta; Magnoliopsida; Fagales; Juglandaceae
Product: universal stress protein A-like protein
Exons: 4
Coding region: 196-723 (175 amino acids)
Molecular function (GO): AMP binding
Source: RefSeq, a predicted model, not a curated record